This is a messenger RNA of Eublepharis macularius, 10433 nucleotides long. It is a transcript of the gene PTAR1, whose product is annotated as protein prenyltransferase alpha subunit repeat containing 1. Gene Ontology annotation, cellular component: cytoplasm. The coding region runs from base 56 to 1360 and encodes 434 amino acids. The transcript has 7 exons. Gene Ontology annotation, molecular function: protein prenyltransferase activity. NCBI's taxonomy places the organism in Eukaryota, Metazoa, Chordata, Lepidosauria, Squamata, Eublepharidae. Gene Ontology annotation, biological process: protein prenylation. The record is from RefSeq and is a predicted model, not a curated record.
CAGUAAUUGCAGAGGCGGCGGCCGGCAGCAGCGGAGGAGGAGGCGGGGACCGAAGAUGGCCGAGUCCCCGGAGGAGGUGGCGGUGCUGGUGCAGCGGGUGGUGAAGGACAUCAACAACGCCUUCAAGCGCAACCCCCACAUUGAUGAAAUUGGAUUAAUUCCCUGCCCAGAAGCCAAAUACAACCGGAGCCCUAUAGUCCUGGUAGAAAACAAACUUGGGGUGGAAAGUUGGUGUGUCAAGUUUCUUUUGCCUUAUGUUCAUAACAAACUUCUUCACUAUAGACAACGAAAGCAAUGGCUCAACAAAGAAGAAUUGAUAGAUAUCACAUGUACGCUGCUGCUACUAAACCCAGACUUCACUACUGCUUGGAAUGUCAGGAAAGAACUAAUACUAUCUGGCACUUUAAAUCCAAUUAAAGAUUUAUACCUUGGGAAACUGGCACUUACUAAGUUUCCAAAGAGUCCAGAAACAUGGAUUCACAGACGAUGGGUGCUACAACAACUAAUUCAGGAAAACUCCUUGACCACUCUUGUGAGUAAAGGGAAUUUGGAAAUGGCACCAACAGAAAGGAUACAACAAUUAGUAAAAGAAGAAAUGGAUGUCUGUUGUGAAGCUGCUGGGAGAUAUCCAAGCAAUUAUAAUGCCUGGUCCCAUCGCAUCUGGGUUUUACAACACUUGGCAAAGCUCAGUGCAAAGAUUCUGCUUGAUGAACUUUCUUCCACUAAACACUGGGUUUCCAUGCAUGUUUCAGACCAUAGUGGAUUCCACUACCGCCAGUUUUUAUUAAAGUCCCUGAUUGGCAGAACCAUGACUGACAGUACUGUUCAGAUGUAUAAUCAGACAACCAAUCAACAAGCACCCAGUCUUCCAAAAGCAGAAGAAAAUGAUGAAGCAGAAGCUGCCUGUGUGGAAGAUCAAAGACCAGAUCAUCCCUUUCUUCUAAAAGAAGAAGUGGAGCUCUGCACUGAUUUAAUUAAUACUUAUCCAGGGCAUGAAACUCUGUGGUGUCACAGGCGGCAUGUGUUCUACCUUCAGCAUCAUUUAAAGAACAGACUUGUCCUUCCAAGCACCUGGAUGGUGGCUGCAGAUGGCAGUGAUGAAACCUUGAAUAACUCUCACCCUGGUGUUGCCUUUGGUCAUGUAACUCAGGCCAUGGAUGUGGACGGCUUGAUUGAAUCCCACAAACAAGGCUACACUCAAGAAAUCAAGCGCCUGAAACGUGCUCCUCUGCAGGACUCUGUCACUUGGGAAACAGAAUACAGGUUCAUCAAUCAAGUUCUAUCAACAUGCAGGGAUGUAGAUCAGGCGAGGUUUGCUGGGGCAUACAGGAAAUGGCUGGUUUCUUUUCUAGCUCAGUGAAGGAAGAAAUAAAAAAAACCUGCAGGGUCCCUUGUUUAGUGCAAUAUUUUCUCUUUGAAACACAGGUGCACAUCCUGGCUCUUGGCACUUUCCACCCUUUUGAUGUUGUUGUUAGUGCUGAACUUCAUCUGUUAAUGAUGGCUUUAGUUUUAUUUAUAUGUUUAAAAAUACCUUGGUGUUAUCAAUUUAAAGCUUCUUCUGCACUUACAUUUCUGUUUAAGGUAACUCCAUAUCACAUUUGUCCCCCUAAUUUUUUUAUAUACUUAUAUUAAUCCCUUGAAUUAAAAUGAUUAGAAAAUUUUAAAUAGAGUGGUAAGAAAACAGAUAGGCGUGUCUUCUGGUUAGGAGCAAGCUUGCUUUCAUAUUCCCUUCUAUAACAAAUGGACUAGCAGUAUUCAAAGGCAUUGGCCUUUGAAAACAAACAGAUAAUGCUCCAGAUAUGACUGUAGACAAGUUUUUGGCCACAUUAGAUUGCAGUAAGAGACUUUGGAUUAUAACAUUGUAUUGUCUUCAUUACUCCACCGCUCUUCUGUAAGAGUUCAGGCUACAGUCGACAUGCUUCCAAUGAACAUUUGAAUUACUCUGAGCGCCUUCCAGUACUAUAACUUGUUCUUGCACUGUUGUACCAGACCAGUGGUAGUGAAGUACAGUUGAUAGGAAAUUGCAGGAGAGCUGUGAUAAGAUCUCUCUCUCUCACACACAGACACACACACUUGUCUGUAAAACUCUUUCUUACGUAUAGUAUUUUUAAUUUAUUUUCCUUAAGUCAGUAUUAAUUAUGUAUAUUUCCAGAUGUUUUGUGAACACUACAGAUUUGUGCAACACCUCAUAAAAGUACAACAUGCCAUAGACACAUCACUACAGAUAUUUAGAAUGAAAAGCAUUAUGGUGACUGGCCUUUUUGCAUUUAAGCAGCAAAGGAAUGGAGACUUUUCCCUAUAGCCAUGCUCUCAUUAAGAAAGACUGUUAAAUUCAGCCUCCUCCUCCUUGCAUCCUUUUAGCAUAAACCCAUCGAGCGUGGACUGGGCGUAGAUGCAGUUUUUCUUGUAAUCUAGUGUCUGUUGCUUUGCUAGCAUUAACAGUGAAAUAGUCUUACUGACAGCAUUGUGUGUUCAGUUGGUGUUUGGCCUGGAGUUGUCAUGCACACACAAGAUGAAUCCUAACCAUAACCAGGAAGCACCUGUGUUGAACAGACAAUACAGGACAUCAGUUGUCAUGAUUAAGUCCAUGAUAGUACAUGUAAGUGUAUGCACAAGUGCAUACUUCCUCAAAGCCAAUACUGCUUGUUUAGAAAUAAUGUACCAUUUUACAAUAUGCUUGCUAAAAUAAUGGUUUGUUUUAGUUUCUCACCCAGCCUGUCAACUGGGUCAGGUCCAGACACUGAUGAAACAUUUCCAUUUAUAAUCUUUGUGCCUAUUUUCUUUGUACAAAGUGGAAAGAUGCAUAUUGCUGCUUUUCUAAGUAAGAAAAACUAGUAAAACCAGUACAGCAGCUUGGUUCCAUUGUCCUAAAGGGUAUCUGUUGUUUAUUGGUCAGUUUAAAUUUCAUGCAAGUAUUGGAACAAAUUAAUUAGCCAAAGGAAGAAUAGUGAAUUAAUUAGCCAAAGGAAGAAUAGUGAUAUCUCUUUAGUCUCAUAGAGUUUACUUGAAGAGCCACUGAAAUCAAAGGAAAUGUGGCCACCUAGGAAUAGGAUUUUCUCAGCAGAUAAAAGUCCUGGUUGUAGCUAAUCCAUUCUGAGAAAGUGGAAAACUUUUCAGAUUUGGGUUUUUAAUGUACAGAAUGUUACUAGAAAUGUCAAAAUAAUACAGAGAAUGUCAUCUUCCAAUAUAUUAUAUUUUAUUUUUACAGUGAUACUUUCAUGUAGGGCAUAUUUAUCUAAGUUCUGGGGAUGGUGCAUCCCCCAUUUAAUUUGGAGAGGUCACAUGGUAUUCUCACACAGGGCUCAUUUAAAUCAGUAAAGGAUGCAUCACACCAACCCACAGUGGAUUUUAGUCUAUUUGAUAUUCUUCCGUUUUACCAUUUCUCAAGUUUAACCAUAUAAAUGUAUGAUGGAAAGAGAAGGAUAUGUGAAGUGGGGAUGCAAUAAAGAAGGUUGUUCGUGAUGGACAGAUAAUUCCCUCUUUGCUCGAGUCGAAUUGAUUUUAUGAGAGCUUUCAAAGAUAAUAGUGAAACGUGACUUGAAACCCAUUUUUGCUUUCCAUUUGAUUUUUAAACUGAAGUCCCAGCUAGAUUCCCUGGAGCUAUACAUAAAUAGAGAUGGCUCUGCUUAUUAAAGUUGGCAGCCCUUCCAUUAUCGUAGACGUAAGGUCAAACUCUGCCCUCAGAUACGCUUUUGUACGUCUCAGUGAUUGCAGUAGGAAUCACUUACGCUGCAAUGAAGACCAAAUUCCAAGACUACAAUCAACUUCUAAUAGUGAUGCCAGGUUUUAAAUUUGGCUUGAUAGCUUGUAAAAUGUAGAGGAAGUUCUUAAGGGUUUUAAGAAAUAGAAUAGGUGGACAAGAGGUUUUUUUUUAAAAAUUACAAAAAUAUUCUAGUGACUGUUUAAACAAUUCCUGUGCAAACUAAAAACUCUACCGUUUUGCAGCUGAGAUCUUUUAGUGUUGGGGACUUAAAUGGAUAAAUUGACAUGGCUCAUAGCAAAAAAUGUAUUGUCUCUUAAAAACUGAAGCUGCCACAAGCAGUUUUUUUUCUGUUGACAUAAUUUGAGUGUCUUAUGUAAAUACUAUAUGAGAUCAUUCCUUAGGAAUAUAUUUUCAAGUGUGAAAGUUUGUGGUAUCUUGUAACUGAGAACUUGAAGAAGUGUGACCAUUUAAUUUUAAUUUAACUGGUUUCUUUGAAGUAUUUGAUCGGGGAUAAGGCUAUAUAAGCAGCAGUUAUAUUUAUUUAGUUGUGCCUUGAAGCUCUGGUGAUUACCAUACAUUAAAAGUCACCAGCCACAGUUCUUCAGUGCUAAAUAGUUCAGGACUGAACAUUUAGAAUGUCAGAGGUCAAGGUAGUCAAACUUAAUAAUUGAACCACAGCAUUAAUGAGGAAACACCUGACUUCACCUGUUUAGCUCCAAGCACUUGGCAGUCCGUAAUACAAAAUUAUUCAGUACUACACUGUGGAUGUUGUAUUUAUGGGUUCAAAGACCCUUUCUCUUUCUCGCUCUGUAUGAUCUAUAAGCAAAUGCAGGCUUGCUGUCUUCUCCAGCCCCAUGUACUGGAUCCUGUCUGGCUGUGGUACAUUUCUGAUGAAAAUGGAUUGCAGACAUUUGCAGGUGGGGUAUAUUUGGAGCAGGCCACCCCCUGUCUCAGGGCCCCAGUGCUAUGGCAGAGCUGGGCUGUUGGACCAUGCCUGGAGGUGAGAUACGGCCAAGGAGACUUGGAGUUGGAUCAGAGCUAGUGCCAUUAACUAGUUGAAGUAACCCUGUCAAGGAAGGCUAGAGUGCCCCUGGGAAAUGCUGUGAUGUCCUGGAAAAAGCAGGACACUGCUGAGCUGGUCACCAGAUAAACGAGGUGCUCACAAGAUCUGGAAGUCAGUGGCUGGGACUUAUAAAAUCAGUGGCUGGGACUUAUAAAAGCAGCUGAGCGCCCUCUAAACCCCCACAGUCAGAGGCUGAGGGAGAAGCAUUGUGUUGACUCUCCUCCAGGCUGAGAGAGGAAAAUGUGGUGGAGAAUCAGGGUGAAGGCAAACCCCCCCCCAUCACCUGAUGAUGCUGGAGGCCCAGCAAGCUGGGAAACUUCCUGUGGGGAAGUGGCAGUUUUAGGUCAUAGCUCUCCAACCCCCAUAUUACAUGACAUUUAAAAAAUGAGAGUCACAUUUAAGAGUAUUAAACUAUGAGGUCAACAUAGCAAACAACCAUUAUAUAAUACUUUCUGCAAUUUAUUUCCCCAGAGGACACUUCGAUCAGGGGACAAACAGUUGUUGGGGGUCCCUGGCCCCAAGGAGGCCCGCCUAGCCUUGACUAGAGCCAGGGGCUUUUCACCAGGCCUGCAAGACAGAGUUGUUCCGCCAGGCAUGAAAAAAGGGAUGUAUAAAUCUUAGCCCUCCCUGUGAAGGCUGUCCACCAUCCUGUUUUAAAUGUGUGUUUUUUAAUGAACAUGAAUCUUUUAUUGUAUUUUUAAUAUGUUGUUAUCCGCCCUGAGCCUGCUCGCGGGGAGGGCGGAAUACAAAUUUGAAAUAAAUAAAUAAAUUUUAUUCUAUUCAACUUAUACCCUGCCCUUCCAGCAAGCAGCCUCAGGGCAGCUUCCAACAAAAUAUACUGUUAAAAUACAAUAAAAUAUUAUUGCCACAUUAAUCCAAAUAGCAUAAAAAUCCAGGCAAAUCCAAGCAAAUCACGCUACUGCAAAGUCACCAUAAACCACUGGGACUGCCAUGAUGUAACUCUAGGGUGGCUGCAAAAGGAGGGUAUAGCAGUCUAAUGCUGGCCCUUACUCAAAGACCUAGCAGAACAUCUCCAUCUUGCAGGCCCUGCAGAACUGUAAAAGGUCCCUCAGGGCCCAGAUCUCCAUUGGGAGAGCAUUCCACCAGGCUGGGGCCAGGGCAGAAAAGUCCCUGGCCCUAGUUGAAGCCAGUCGAACGUCCCUUGGGCCGGGGACCACCAAAAGCUGCUUAUCCGCAGAGCACAAGGCCUUGCGGGGGACAUAAUGGGAGAGGCAGUCCUGUAGAUAUGCAGGUCCCAGUCUGUUGAGGGAUUUAAAUACUUAAACCAGUACCUUGAACUAGAUCUGGAACUCAACCGGGAGCCAGUGCAGGGCGGAUGUGUGCCCUAAGUGGUGUCCCCAUAAGGACACAUGCCGCUGCAUUCUGGACCAGCUGUAACUUCUGGGUCAAACCCACUGGCAACCCAGCGUAGAGCGAGUUGCAGUAGUUCAGUCUUGAGUGCCAAUUGCCUGACCUUCUGAAGAUGAAAAAAUGCAGAUCUGGUGAUUGCUGCAACUUUGACCUCCAUAGGAAGUGUGGCACCCAAGAGCACACCCAGGCUCUUCACCAUCGAUGAAGGCUGUAACUGCACUCCAUCGAGGGCUGGAAGUUGGAUUCCUAAUUCUGUCACCCCUGACCCAGAUACAGGACCUCCAUUUUCUUCUGGGGAUUCAACUUCAGGCAACACUGACACAACCAUUCCGCCAUGGUAUCCAGACACCGGGCCAGAGUCCAGGGCAGUAUCUAACUGGCUGUCCAUCAACAGAUAGAGCUGGGUGUCAUCAGCAUACUGGUGACAGCCCAGCCCAAAGCUAUGAACCGUCUGGGCAAGGGGGUGCAUAUAGAUGUUAAAUAACAUCGGGGAAAGAAUUGCCCCCUGAGGGCACACGAAGGGAUGGUGGGCGGACAUCUGUUCCCCUAGUGCCACCCUCUGUCCUCAACCAUGGAGAAAGGAGUUCAGCCAUUUCAGGGCUCUCCCAUGGAUCUCCACAGCAGUGAGGCGGUGAGUCAAAAGAUUGUGGUUGACUGUGUCAAACGCUGCUGUAAUAUCCAAAAGUAUCAGCAGUGCCAACCUGCUCCAAUCCAGGUGUCGCUGCAAUCAUCUGUUAGGGCGACCAGAGCUGUCUCCUUACCAUAGCCAGGCUGGGCCGAACUGGGAUGGGUCCAGGGUAGAGGAAUCAUCUAGGAAUACAUUGUAGCUGUUCUGCCACCGCCCUCUCAGUUACCUUGCCCAGAAACGGAAAAUUUGAAACUGGUUGUAAUUGGCUGGCUCAACCGCAUCUAAUGAGAUUUUUUAAAAUAAGAGCUGCACUACUGCCUCCUUCAAUGAGUCCAGAAAACCCUGGAGGUCAAAGAAAGAUUAAUGAUGUCAGCUAAAGGGGCCCGGAUUCCGGCAUCGCCAGCUUUCACCGGCCAUGACAGGCAUGGGUCCAGUGGGCAUGUGGUAGGCUUCACAAAACACAGGAUCCUAUCCACCUCAUCCUGGGAGAGUAGCCUGAAGUGGUCCAAUAUCAACCCUGAAGGGUUGAUCAAUAUCAACCCUAAGGGGCCUCUAGUUCACAUACUGUCUCAACAUGUACAUUGUCCUGUGCUGAAUUAGUAAAUCACGUUGUUUCAUUUAUUGUAUUUAACUAUAGUAUGUAUCAAUUAACUAUUUUGGCACAUGGGUGUAAAAUGAAUCUUCCCUAGCGUGUUACACCAUAGGUACAAUAUUUGGAACUGUCAUCCUAUGAUAGUAUUGCAAAAUGUAGAAACUCUUUCAAAAUUCUGUGUUUUAAAACUAUGGAAAAUGCCUGUGUGAAUACUACUGCUUAGGAGGAUAAAUACAUUUGUCUUUUUGGAGGGAAAUGUGGGUAGAGUUACUCCACUGCCCCCACAUGAGCAUUCUUGAUAGGUAAUUGUAAUAUAGGUGUUUCGUUCUCCCUUUGCAUGAAGUUUGAAAAGUAAUACUGCCAAAGGACCAGAGUAGUUACAUCUAGCAUUGUCAUCAAUGCAGUGGUGAUAUAAUUUAAGAUAAAAACUUAAUACAGAAGUGGAUUGAGCUACAAUGAUAUUUUAAGUGGUACGCGCAAAUGAAGUCAAUACCAGUAAAAAUCAUUUAUUUGUAGUAUGGUUUAUAACAUUUGCUUAUCUGCUUUUCUUUGCUGGCUACUCACCUCAGCACAAUGCUUACACUUUGUUUUUUUUAAACAGUUUUAAUAUACAAAUGUUAAAUAAUGGACACUUGAGUAAUCUGUACAAUGUAUUAUUAGUUACAGGAUUAUGUUUAUGUAGGAGACAUAUGUCAAAGAACAGAACAUAAUGAAGUUGUGGUACUGUUGGUUUUACCAAAAUCCUGUAAUUGCUUUAAACUUUACAUUUCUCUUGUGUGGAUGAUAUUCUGUAAUUAGAAUAUACCCGUCAUAAAAGGAUUCACUCUUCCUUGGACUACUGUUUCUGAAAUAACACAGUUUGUAACACUUCGUAAAUAAUGUUGGCCAGUAUCAGGAAACACCUGGGUGUUAGUUAUACAGCCAAGUGCAGCGAGUACUUUUUAAAAAUGCUCUGUAGUUCCAUUCAAGUCAUCCUAUUUUUCAUUUAAAUAUUGGUGCUUUAUUCACAUUCUAAACUAUUGUUUCUUUUAGAAUACAGCUGAGUUUUUGAUGUCUUCUGUAGUGUUGAAAAUCGCUGUCAGUUUAUAUUUGCUCUGCUCAGGAUCAACUGAGUGAAAGAUGGAUAUGACUUUUAAAAGCACCUUAGAGAUUUUCCUUUCCACUGACAGUACUACUUAUGAAAUUAAAACUCUUUAGAAAUGAAGUACCAUGGGGAGGAGAAAAACCCACUACUAUGGGAUGUUUUAAAAGCAAGCUUAGGUGAACAAAAAACCUGGUGAUGGAAUAUUUUUCUUCUCAUGGCAUUUAUUGUGUGGUGUUCUGAAGAGGUUUUUUCUGUAAAGCAUGUAGUAUAACAGUGGUGGGAGUGGUCUUUUUCAGAUAACUGAUUAUCUUCCCAAAACUGAGCUAGGAUCUAUUAUUUUUUUAUAUAACCUCAGGCUUUGAGGGUUAAAAAGCAAGAACUGUGUCAGCAAAGCCAAUUUCAUUUCUUUUCAUGAGGCGUUUAAAACAUUUGAAGAAAACAAAAGCUUCCAUUUGGUUUUGAAGUCAGAAAGCUUUCUAAUGCCUGAACUCCAUGCUGCCAUUUCCACAGGCCAGCGCUGUACUGUUAUCAAAUGACAGAAAGGGGCACGUGUGGGGUCAGUUUACUCUUUUGCUAUAGCUCAAGAUCACUGAUGAGAUUUCUGACUUUUCCUUCUGACUUCGAGUUUGUACUGCUGUUUUACUCAGGACAUAGAAUAUCUAAUGAGUCAGGGUACCUUUUUAUCCUUAUGUAGUCUGUAUGAUUUGUAAAUAUUUUAAAAUGAACUGCAUAACAAUGGUCUCUUUAACAGUUUAGCCAUCUAUCUAAUGCUGUAACUGGUUAACAGCUUUUAAAAACCUGCCUUUUGCACCUGAUCUGCAUAGAUGCAGUCUACUUUGUAUCUUGAAUCAACACAGGUAACUGGCUGCAGUCUUAAACAUGCUACAGAGUAAGCACCAUUUAGUAUAUGAGGCUUACUUAUGAGUAAACAUGCUUAGGAUUGCACAUCAUAGACCUAAUCCUGUAGGUUUCUAAGUAUUUGUUUACCUCUUUGCACCAGAGUGUUCCUGAAAGGAGGACAGCUUAAUGUCCUGUAUAACAGCACGAGUCAUUAAUUUCUUCUGCUGCUCUAGUCAAUACAUUAUAACUUUCUACACUGCAGUGGAACUGCAGACACCAAGAUCAUACCUAUAGCUAGUCCUGCAGGGCAAAGUGUUGUUUCUCUCCUAGACAGGUACGAUUUUUGUGCGUAUAGCACAAACAAUGCUGUCUGGAACAUACAUGCUCGGUAAUAUUGGGUGUGACCCAGCCAGUGUUAAGCAGUGCACCUGGGCCCUGUGCAUGCUUAGUCAAAUGCAAGUCCCCCUGAAUUCCAUGUGCUUACUCUCUAAUAAAUAAGCAUGGGAUUGUAGUUUAAAUACAAUUGAUUUCGGCACACAAGCAUCUCAUGCUGACAAUAGGACUUCAAAAGUGCUUAAAUUUUAUUUCACUGUAUCCAAGACAAGCAAUGGAGGAACGUUCCAUGAAACAGUUAAGUGUUUAAAAUUGGAUACAGUGAAUAUUUGGUGUGAGCAGAAAUGUACAACAGAAGCUCUAGUAGAGACUACACAUGUAUAUGACUGUGACCAACUGUCCUGUAUGCACUUAAAAAAUUCAUGGAGACAUUUGUGCUGAAAAGGCAAGGAUUAUUCCACUGUGUAAUACUGUAAACUCAAUGUAAAUCACAUAACAUAAGAUACCACAAGAUUAAAUGCUUUCCCCACAUUUCUCUAAUGGCCCAAUUUUUUCCAUAUAAGUUAAUCAUAUUUCAGCUUUGUUUGUGUUUUCCUUGGUUAAAAAAAAGUCCUUGCUUACCUGUAUUACUGUCAUUACAAUGUAAUGUUUCAAUCAAAUUGUUUUAAUGUUUGCAUAUGCUACUUUUACAGAGUAACGUAAUGGGUGCAAUUCAUUCAUCCACUGAUGCUGUACAACCUCCAUUAAUUUCAGUACAAGAGCUUUUUGUCUGUCAGGUGGCAUUGAGAGCUAGAAUAAAGCAAGUCUUUGUCAACUUCA